AUGAGGAACAAUUACCGCAAUAUGUUUUCCACGGGCUACGGAUGUUCCAAUCAGCAACAGAACAGUCCUCCAUCGCCGACCAGGACUGGCGUAUGGGGUAGCGUUUACAGCCCGUUUCGAAACACUAACAUGUCAUUACAAGAUAUCACAAUGAAUUCUACCCUACAUAUAAAUACUGGUACAAAUGCAAGAUCACCUGGUAAAACCUCCCCGGCGGGGGUUAACGAGUCCAGGGAUAGAGGGGGUAGAACAAUGAAAGACUACGAGGACCAACUGGAAAGACUCAAGAAGGAGAAUUUCAAUCUAAAAUUACGGAUAUAUUUUCUUGAGGAACGAAUGGGCAUUACAGCCGUUGAUGAAAAUAAGAUAAAGAAGAAUAUCGAAUUGAAGGUCGAAAUCGAAUCACUAAGGCAAGAAUUGAUUGAGAAGCAGGGACUCCUUAGUCAAGCAGCCAAAGCGAUUCAGUUAAUUGAAGAGCAGAAAGAAGUAUGCUCGCGGAAUGAGGCUCAAUACCAACAAACUCUCGAGGCAGAACGGGAGAAGAUCCGGAAAUUAGAGAAAGAAAUAACGGAAUACCAGAAAAAGGCAGAUGCGUCCAUAUAUUACAAGCAGGCGUUCGGGAUUACGUCGGAAAAGGCAGUGGAUAACGAAGAAAAAUUACGACAAAUGGAAGAAGUUGUCGCGUCCCUGGAGGCCGAGGUGGAACAGGUGACGAGUAGCUUGAACGAGGAACGUAGCUGGACACAAGAGCUUGAGACCGAGAGGGACGAACUGAGAAAACGUUUGGAAGCUGAGACACGUUUGAGAGAAAAUUUGGCUGCGGAGAGGGUGCAAGAGGCGGAGGGUCUACGGGAGAAAGUCAAAGAACUGGAAGAAGAACUGCUAAAAAAGGACAUUGAUGUGCAGCAGUGUAGAAACGACUUGACCGAGACGAAACGAGUGAACAAGGAGCUUAGCGUGCAGCUGGAGAACAAAUGUCAGGCGUUCGACGAACUGAAUACCGUUGUAGAGAAACGAAAGAAGCAAGUCGAUCAGCUAAGGGCGUCUGUGAAGACCAGGGACGAUGCCCUAACGGACCUUAACAAUAAACAUCGCACGUUGCUAUCUCAGUUCGAGAACGGUUAUGCCAAACGAUCAGUACCCUGCAGUUCGUCGGGAAUGAAAUCAAUUGAAGACCCGUUACAGUCGCGGCUGGGACAGAAAAUAACCAACGCUGAUGGUACGAUGAAGAGAGAAAACACUUGUCUCGAUUGGGAACCGAACAGGGAAAGGUCAUCGCGAGCAAAGUCGCCGACAGAUAUUCUCUGUGAAGAGACAAAAGCCCUAAAAGACCUAAUGAAGGAAUUAGAAGAAAAGGACAACGAAGUAAAACGUCGUCAAGAAAAGAAUAAACAGCUUGUGCUGAAACUUUGCAAUAUGCAGAAGCAUGCAGAGACCGUAGAUUAUAAGCUAAAGAAAUUAGAAAGUGAUCACGAAAAGGCGAUAAAGACCAUCCAAGGCUUCAUGGAGAGGCAACAGCAAUUAGAAAACAGCAAAGUGAUAAAGGAACAAAAGAUCAUAGAAUUAGAAAUGGAACUGAAUCGGCUAAGGGAAGGCGAAAACUCGAAGAUAGGAAGGGACAGAAGGGACGAGCGUAAUCCCAGCAAUCAGCAACGAUUCGAUGAAAUGGAAGCGAAAAUAAACGACCUACGAGACCAAAUAGAGACCAUCAAGGCUGAGAAGAGUCGUUUGGAGACCCAGAUACAAGUUGAAUCGCAGGAACUAUUAGGCCAAGUACAAGACAGGGAACAGAAGAUAGAGACUUUAGAAAUCGAGAAGCAAGCGAUAAAAGAGCAGCUGGAAGUCAAGGUUAACGAAUUUCUGAAACUACAGGAAGCUACGAAAAACGAAUUCGAGAGCCUACACGAAAAAGAGGGCCUUUUACGCAAGUUACAACUUCGAGACAGUGAAAUCGAGGAAAAGAACCGAAAGAUCGAGCAACUGACGAAAGAGUUGCAGGUGAAGACGCAAAACCUGCAGCAGCUGGUGAACACAGAAUUGUGGAGCAAGAACAAGGAAAUCGCGAAGCUCCACAACCACAUGACUGCGAACAGCAGCCACGAGAGAAGCCGAAAUAAAUCGGACAUCGUGACAGAAAGCGCUAGUACACAGCUGUCUACGCUUAUCAAAGAGUUAAACGACAUUGGUAUUAAGGUGACGUUUACCAAUGAAGUGAUCCAACUGAAUUACGUCGACGGGAAUGAACCCAUAGACGUAAAGACUAUGACGGACUAUGUACAGAAGCUGUUGAUCCAGAAAAACGAGCUGGAAAAGGAAGUCGAUUACUUGAAAUGGCUGAAGCUGGUCUCUAGACCGGACAUUGCUUCCGAAAUCGAUGGAUAUGGAGAUAAUCAGACGGAGAGAGACAGAAAAUACUGCGAAUUAUUGCGUACACACUUAAAAGACCUGGUGAAGUUUAUGAAGGAAAUGCUGAAGAACGUCGAUUACGCUGAUACUAUCAGGAACGAACAGAAGAAGAUCGUUCUUGAUGUCCUCGCCAAUUCGAAGAUAUUGUCUGAUGAUUUCUUGAAUGCUCUAGAAGGAAUUUCGAUGAACGAGAUUCCGUACAGUAUUGAAACAGCGAAUGUAAGAUCGAUUGAUGGCUCGGUAAAGAAAAGUCGAUCCGAAAAUCUAUUGAGUGCUACGAAAAAUCAAACGUCCACGCAGUCAGACUCCGAGGCGUUCUCCGAACCUGAUAGAACGGUGUCUAUGGCCAGGAUUGGGCUGCAGGAACCGCAACAAAAAUCGCUGGUUCGAUCCAGGUUCUCCAAAUAUACGAAAACGUUCAGUGAUUCUGAAGAUUCUCUCGAAUACGUGCCUUAUCAUAAGACUUACCAAAAUGAUUUGAACGAUACCGAGGCUAGCCAUCAGAUACAAGAACUGAAGGAGACCAAUGCUUUCCUGUAUUCGGAGCUUAGCGCUCUUAGGAGUGAAUUGAGCACUAAGAUUUCCUUCGAUUGCGCAUUUGAUGAAAAAAUAACGCCGUUGAUUAUCAAAUUGGAAAAAUCGCAGAAAUUCUGCGAAAAGUUACAGACAUCUUUGGACAGAAGAAUACACGAAGUUCAUGUGUUAAAGAAGGAAAGCAAGCAGAACAACUUGCGCAGAACACAACUAGAAAAGAAGUUAGCCGAUUUAGAGACUAUGGCUACAGAAAUGAACAAGCAAAAAACAGAAUUAUUGCAUUAUAAAGAAAAUGCGGAAAGAAAAGCCGCCGAGAUGCUCAUUACGCUUAACAGAGAAAACGAUACGUUGAGAACACGAAUUAAGAAACUAGAAGAUGAAAAUGAAGCUGCCAAAGCAAACAUAACAACUUUAACGAAAGAACUGGACCAUUUAACUCUUUCACACAGUCAAAUUUUAGUUGAAAACACCAAAUUGACCAAUGAUAAAUUACGCUUGGAGCAGGAAGUUAGAAAAACGGAAAGCAGGUGUGACUUGACUGUUCGUAAUAUUCAUGACAAAUUUAACAAGGAGAUCUCGGAUCUAAAUCAAAUCAAUGAGUCGCACAGGGCGCGGUUACAGGAAUUGGAAGUAACUAAUAAAGAAUUGCGAAGGCACGUUGCAGUUUGCGACGCAAGUGAUUCAGCGCCAAGUUCGAGCGGCGUAUCCUCAAUACCUACGGAUGGUAUACUUAAGCAAGCUUGUGAGGAUAUCAUGCAAGAAUAUCAAUCAUAUAACAAUUCGCAGUACUGGUUUUCCGUAAAUUAUCCGACAAUUGGUGGACGUAGUAAAUCGAGUUGUUCACCAGAUUUAGGGAUUGAGAGUGAUGCGGCUAUGAGUACAAUGAGGCCGUUGAAAGACACUUUAAAGAUUACGGAAUCAAUGACCAAUCUACUGAGCGAUGAAGAUAGCAGCAAUGGUAACAGGUCCGUUCGAAAAGCAGGUAGCGAGAGUCCAUUGCCGAUAGAAGGUUUAGACGAAGUAGACGCCUUGAAGCAAGAAAAUGAAACGCUCAAGAGAAGGUUAAUGAAAACGAGAAGAGCAUUGGAGGACACUUUCCAACAUUUGUCUGCAUCAAAUAAGAAUAAGAAAAAUGUUGAAAAGGCGAUAACGAAGCAAUUGCAAAUUACCAAAAGUAUUCUGAAGAAGACGAGAACAUUCGAGGAAUCGUUAGAUAAUUAACAGAGAUAGGCAAAAUAAGACGAGCACGAGAAGAAUCAUCGAAAAGUCAAACGUAGAGUUGCUCGUUAAACCUUGUGGAAACAACACCAGUGUUUAUUUUUUUAUAAUCAUGCCUUUAUUGAAUCUCUGCCAUUCACGCGUCGUUCAAGUUUUUAAUAUUUUGAACAGUUCUUGUUAAACGAAAGAGACGCGUUUGAUAUCCUGUUAAAAUUUACGAAGAAAGUAUUUUCUUACAUUCGCGAGAUAUUGAAGCUAAAAACGAUGAUACAAAAUGAUCACUUCGUCAAAUGAGAACAGAACUGUACAUUUGCGAAUUUUGUAUAUAAUCAUGUAAACGUACUCGAACCCUUUGUAGAUUGUUUCUCCCCUUCUGAAAUUUGACGCGACCUUGUGGUCGAAACGAAAUCAGUCCGUUUGUCGUGUUUCGUUUUCUCGACGUCAGAAAUUCGCCCGCGUGUACAUAUAAACAUAGAUGUAUCAUUACACAGCAUCUGUACAUAGUCUUCACCAAUAAAGUGCCAUUAACAUUUGA
Nomia melanderi (Alkali bee) is the source of this 4693-nucleotide messenger RNA. It is a transcript of the gene cnn, whose product is annotated as phosphodiesterase 4D interacting protein centrosomin. Gene Ontology annotation, biological process: centriole replication; negative regulation of centriole replication; establishment of mitotic spindle orientation. Gene Ontology annotation, molecular function: gamma-tubulin binding; microtubule binding. Gene Ontology annotation, cellular component: microtubule organizing center; pericentriolar material; microtubule plus-end. NCBI's taxonomy places the organism in Eukaryota, Metazoa, Arthropoda, Insecta, Hymenoptera, Halictidae. The record is from RefSeq and is a predicted model, not a curated record.